Messenger RNA from Ziziphus jujuba (common jujube), 910 nucleotides. Its product is annotated as ubiquitin-conjugating enzyme E2 28. Gene Ontology annotation, molecular function: ubiquitin conjugating enzyme activity. Gene Ontology annotation, biological process: protein polyubiquitination. NCBI's taxonomy places the organism in Eukaryota, Viridiplantae, Streptophyta, Magnoliopsida, Rosales, Rhamnaceae. Gene Ontology annotation, cellular component: nucleus. The record is from RefSeq and is a predicted model, not a curated record.
AAUGAGAAGGUUGAUUCCAGAAAGCGGAGGAGCAGGCAUUGUAUAAAAGUCAUCGCCACACAGAAACACGGACCUUCCUCCAUUGUUUCUUCUUCAUCAUCUUCUUCUUGGUUACCAGCGCUCAGAGAAACCGAAGCCAGAGGAGGAUCUCUUUUUCUCUUCCUCUGUAUCUAUCUCUAUCGGUUUUCCUCGCUUUAUCUUGUUCAGAUGGCUUCGAAGCGGAUCUUGAAGGAACUCAAGGAUUUGCAGAAGGAUCCUCCUACAUCUUGCAGUGCCGGUCCUGUUGCCGAAGACAUGUUUCACUGGCAAGCAACAAUCAUGGGUCCUCCAGACAGCCCUUAUGCUGGGGGUGUUUUCCUGGUUACCAUUCAUUUCCCUCCAGAUUAUCCCUUUAAACCACCAAAGGUGGCAUUCAGAACAAAGGUAUUCCACCCAAAUAUAAACAGCAAUGGAAGCAUUUGCCUUGACAUCUUAAAGGAGCAGUGGAGUCCUGCUUUAACCAUUUCUAAGGUUUUGCUUUCGAUCUGCUCUCUGUUGACGGAUCCAAAUCCAGAUGAUCCUUUGGUGCCGAGAUUGCUCACAUGUAUAAGACAGACAGGAACAAGUAUGAGACCUGCUCGGAGUUGGACCCAAAAGUAUGCCAUGGGCUAACUGAGCUUUGUGGUAUGUGCGACAAGGGAAAGGACCUUUCCUUCUGGUUUUCUUCUUUUCGAUUUUUUUUUUUUUUUUAAUAAAUAUUUUGGUCUGUUAACCUAUGUAUGAAUAUUCUGUCUCUUGAAUCCAGAAAUGGACUAAAGAAAGAAGUCCACAACAUGUCCUCAGUUACAAGUGAAAGAAACAGAUGUUGCUUUCUAAUUAUUUGUACGGAUAAUAUGAUUUAGAAACAAUGAAUUGUCCCCAGUUUGAUUCA